UAAGGAGGAAAAAGUGGCAGAGGAGGAGCGGGGUGCAACACAAUUCCAGCCCAAACCGCGUUUUAUAGGAGCAAAAUGAGGAAAUGAAACAAAACUGAGCAUCUUCCCCGUUUCGUCGCCUUUGCAGCGGCUCACCAGGACACCAUGGUUUCAUUUCACUGGAGCUGAUAAACAGAAAUGAGCGGUGUGCGGUGAGACCUGCGUCCAAAAACAAACCGAGCGCGUCUAUUGUGUGAAACCGGCUCGUCCAAAAGAUGGGGCACCCUCCUCUCGAGUUCAGCGACUGCUACAAGGACAGCCCGGACUUCAGGGAGAGUCUGAAGUGUUACGAGCUGGAGCUGGACAGGACAAGCAAAUUCCUCAAAGAGUUGAUAAAAGAUGGCAACAGUGUUAUUACUGCAAUCAAAGGCUAUUCAUUGGCCGUGCAGAAGUUUUCCCAGACUCUCAGCGCAUUCCAGUUCGACUUCAUUGGCGACUCCCUGACAGAUGAUGAGAUCAACAUCGCUCAGUCGUUCCAGGAGUUCGCCGGACUCCUGCAGGAAGCGGAGCACGACAGGAUGAUGCUGGUCCAGAACGCGUCCGAUCUGCUCAUCAAGCCCUUGGAGAAGUUCAGGAAGGAGCAGAUAGGAGUUACAAAAGAAAAGAGGAAGAAGUUUGAGAAGGAGAGUGAGAAGUAUUACUCCCAGCUCGACAAACACCUAAGUCUCUCUGCCAAGAAGAAGGAGAGUCAUCUUCAAGAGGCUGAUGAUCUCCUCGACAAAGAGCGGCUGAAUUUUUAUGAAUCGUCGGUGGAGUAUGUGUACCAGAUCCAUCAGGUGCAGGACAGGAAGAAGUUUGACGUUGUGGAGCCGGUGCUGGCGUUUCUCCACAGCAUCUUGACGCUCAACAACCUGACGGUGGAGAUGACGCAGGACUUCAUGCCGUACAAGCAGGAGCUGCAGCUCAGCCUGCAGAACACAAGAAACCACUACGACAGCACGUCCGAGGAGCUGGAGGAGCUGAUGAAAAGAAUGAAGCACCCAUCCCAGAUCUCCAAGAUGCACAACUUUAUGCCGAUGCAGGGCUACCUGCUGUGUCAGGAGAAGUGGGCUCUGGGCGUGUCGUGGGUGAAAUAUUACUGUGAGUACAGGAAGGAUGGGAGACUGCUGGUCAUGGUGCCCUCUGAACAGAAACCCGCCACCAAGCAGUGCCCCACGCAGCUAACUCUGAAGUCCUGCAUCCGCCGGAAGACGGAGUCCAUAGACAAGCGCUUCUGCUUCGACGUGGAGACCGUGGAGAGAAACGCACCUGUCACUUUCCAGGCUCUCUCGGAGGAGGACAGGAAGCUGUGGAUGGAGGCCAUGGAUGGAAAAGAGCCUAUUUAUCAUUCCCCAAUUCACAAGCAAGCUGAAAUGGAGCUGAACGAAACUGGAUUUAAGUUUGUUCGAAAGUGCAUCAACUACAUCGAGACCAAAGGAGCCACACAAGAAGGAGUCUACAGAACCGUUGGCAGCAACAUCCAAGUGCAGAAGCUUUUAAACGCCUUCUUUGAUGCUACAGGUCCUGGAGACGUGGAUCUUCAAGGCAGCGACUGGGAUGUUAAAACCAUCACAAGUUCACUGAAGUUUUAUCUAAGGAGUCUGUCCGAACCUCUAAUGACCUACAGUCUUCACCAAGACCUCAUGUGUGCUGCAAAGUCGGAUAGUCUGGACUCUCGACUCAGCGAAAUCCACUCGAUCACCUACAAACUGCCAGAGAGGAACCGAGAAAUGUUGGAGAUGCUGAUCAAACACCUGGUCGGUGUGUGCAGCCACAGCGACGAAAACAGGAUGACUCCUUCAAACAUGGCCGUCAUCUUCGGACCUACGCUUAUGAGGGCGAAGGAGGAGACGGUGGCGGCCAUGCUUGAUAUCAAGUUCCAAAACAUUGUGGUUGAAAUUCUGAUUGAGGACUACAAGAAGAUCUUCAGUUGUAUGCCGGAGGACAGCAGCGCCCCGCCUGUCCCGCCGCCCCGCAUCACCCCGAGAAAGCGGCAGCCCAUCACCAUCUCCAAGCGGCCCGCUCGCGUCUAUCAGCCUCUCAGUCACGACAGGUUCCAGCACACAGAGAAUGGCCAGACUGACGCCGCCACCCCGGAUGGGGACGUUUCUGCAAGCCCGGUUCCCCUGAAGCGGACCAAACCUCUGCCCUGCGCUCCAGUCUGUCCACGAGAGCCUCCUCCGAGGCAGCCGGUGACGUCGAGGCCCGCUAACCGCCAGGACAGACUGGCGGACUGUAGCGACGCGAGGCAAAAGCCAGAUUCCUCCUCGGGAGCAAACGGGGAGUCUUCUGCGUGCGUGAGCCGGGCAUCGUCGUUUCAGAGCAGGAAGCCUCCCCCAAAAGCCACGCCGGCCAACCGUGAAGGAGAUUCUGAUGGUCUCAGCAGAACAAGGUGGACAGAAAAACCCGUGAUAUGUCGACCCCCGGUCAGACCGCCUGAGCCUCCAUCCAGAUGUCCCCCUCCGCAGAAACCUCCAAGUGCCCCCGCCAGCAGUGAUGGCUCAGCCUCAUCUUACGUCGCAUCGAAAACCAAGUUUUUUGAGAAUGCCUCCAGGCAAGUGGGAAGUCCACUGGCCUCUCCACCGCCGGUAGGAACAAAUGUGAAAAAAGAGCAGACUUAAGUUUGAGGAGGAUUACAGUAGACGACAUCGUCGUCAUGUGACCUUGACACAUGCUGCUGCACAUUGAGCUGGAGGGAUCCACCACUGAUGGAGGCGGUCUGAGGGGGACUGAUGAAACGGUUCUCAGUGGAACCGGAUCCAUUCACUAGUUUCUGAUUGAACAUCAACAAAGGCGACACGGAGAUAACCCGUCACGAAAUACUGCGCUCUGUGUUGGACUGCUGCUCCGGCGGUCGACUGGAGCAGGUCUCGGGUUAUUCUUGUUUCACCACAUCUCUCCGUUGUUCUGGGUCGAGUGGUUUUAGCAGAAAAUUUCAGGAUGUUCCCAGGUCUAUUUAUGGAGAGUAGGGAAUGUAAAUGUUUGUCCGAGACCAAAACAACUUGAAUCAGAGCAGUUUUUGAUGAGAUCGAUAUAUAUUCUAGAUAUUUGCAGCAAAAUGGCAGUAAAUGUUAGUCCUUUAAUAAGUCCUUUAGUAAUUUGAAACAGCUUGCGCCGUAUAAAAAUGUCAUUUCAUUUAAGUCAUAGUGUGGAUAGGGUCAACUUUGUAUUUGUACAAAAGAGUGUAUUAAAAGCUGUGUUUGGACCGUACAGGUAUCUCCUCCUGGUCAUAAGUUUGUACAAGUCAACAACCAAAUUCAGGCAACUACUGUCAACAUGUGAGAGAUGAAGAGCAUUUAUGGCCUCUGCCUUAAUACCCAAAUAGGAGCUCUCCUCCUUGUGUGUCUGUUGACAGCAGGAAGAAGUCCUGUAAGCCUUUUGUAAGCCUUUUUAUGCACUUUCUGUCCACUUGCAGAGUUAAAUGAUCUGUUUGUCUGUAGAGACUCGAUCCAUGAAGUGCAGUUGCCAACAUUAACUGGCGUUUUGCUAUAAACAUGCUCUGUUCACUAAUCACGUCGUUUAGGUCCCUGAUAAAAGUUAACAGUCUUUACCAUCUGAUAAUGUUUUUCUCUUUAAGGACUUUUUAUUGCCAGUUUUAAGAGGAGAAUUAACUGUUACAUGUUGGAACGUUAACACUUGUUUCAGUGUGAAACACAUUACUGACAUCACAACUUGCUUUUAUCUGUUUAAUCUGUUAACGUCAACAACAAAAAUUAAUUCUGUAUUGAGACUUCAAAAACUGUUGCAUCAGUGUACCUACGCUUAAAUAAAAACAAUGGCAUAGAAAAAGGUACUUUAUUAGAAAUGUAAUAUCUGGCAACAAACUGGACAAAAAAAAUAAAGGAAAACUUUUCAAUUUAUUAAUUCAUAUAAGCUAUGAGAGUUAUUUUUUUUUAUUUGAUAAAUCUUUCUUUUUUGAGAGAAAAAAGCUCAUUUUUCCCGUCUGUGUAGUUUCAGUUUACACAGUUUAAAAUCAGCGUGUUUCUUACCUAACGUACUGUAGACGUGUCAGAUUGUUGAGUCCUCAGAGGUCGUCUCGAGUCAUUGGAGCUUAUAUAAAUAGUUGGGAUAUUUAAAAUAAAAAAAUAAA
This is a messenger RNA of Cololabis saira (Pacific saury), 4108 nucleotides long. RefSeq names its product oligophrenin-1-like. Gene Ontology annotation, molecular function: GTPase activator activity; protein binding. The transcript has 24 exons. NCBI's taxonomy places the organism in Eukaryota, Metazoa, Chordata, Actinopteri, Beloniformes, Belonidae. The record is from RefSeq and is a predicted model, not a curated record. Gene Ontology annotation, cellular component: cytoplasm. The coding region runs from base 255 to 2639 and encodes 794 amino acids. Gene Ontology annotation, biological process: signal transduction.